Messenger RNA from Naumovozyma castellii, 2322 nucleotides. RefSeq lists its product as uncharacterized. NCBI's taxonomy places the organism in Eukaryota, Fungi, Ascomycota, Saccharomycetes, Saccharomycetales, Saccharomycetaceae. The transcript has a single exon. The record is from RefSeq and is a predicted model, not a curated record. Bases 1 to 2322 code for a protein of 773 amino acids.
AUGGUAACUUUAUAUUCGGUCUUUACUAGGAUUGCAGUACCAAUUUUGGCAGUGCCACUAGUAAAAGGUCUAGAAAUAUCCACAAAUACAGUAUUAGAUGGUAAUGUUCCAGCCAAUGAGGCUGUUACCAUAAAUUCAGGUGCAUAUCUCGCUUUAAUUCAUGGGAUAACUCAAUCUAUAAGUGGAGAUUUGAAGGUUGAUGGAUCAUUGUUUAUUGGGGAUACAAAUUCCGCUGAUCCAGGUAUGAAAGUUACUCUCGGUAACAUUGAUAAUUCUGGUACUAUUGUUAUUGAUAAUCGGAAUGCUACAACUGGUUCAACUUUGAAUAUUGGUGGGUCCACAUUUGAAAAUGAUGGUUAUAUGUAUGUUGCAGGGUCAUCUACUGGAAUUGUUAACAGCUGGAAUAUUCAACCUGUUGAUUCUAUUGUUAAUAAAGGUACAAUGCAAUUCAGCCAAGAUAAACCUGGUGGGCUUCCAGAAGUUGUUCUUAUUGCUAAUUCUAUUAUAAAUGAUGGGACAAUUUGUUUGAAAAAUGCAAAAUCACGUCUUCAAGCUCAGAUUGACGGGAAUGGGUGCAUUAAUGUAGGUGAUAAUGCUAUGUUUGUCAUCAAAGAGAGGCAGUAUGGUGUUUUAGGUAAUCAAACCUUGUACAUGUCUUCCAACACAUCUGUAGUUUAUGCAGGUAGUGCUGCUCUAACUGACAAUAUUCACGUUGCUGGCUUUGGUAAUGGUAACUUCUUGACAUUUAGAACUUCUAUCACAGGGUGGAACUACGAUGCAAACACCGGUAUUUUAUCUGUCAAUCUUUUUAUUUUCAUUAAUCAUCAGUUCAAUAUCGGGAAAGGAUACAACCCAGAUUUAUUUCAAAUGAGAAGUAUCACAAAUAAUGUUACUCCAGAUUUAGUCAAUAACGCCCUUGUUUAUGAGGGAGUUCCUCCAGAUAUAAGUAGACCAAGUGCAUGUGCACCAUGUCAAACAAUACCAUGGAUUCCUUUUCCAUUAGAAGUCCCUCCACCUUACACAACAACAGUUACACAAUCAAACUCAACAAUUAGGGAACUUGUAUCAUUUUAUUCUACUCUUUCAGGUACGGCAACAGUUAUCGCAUCUUCCAUUUAUACAUUACCACCUCUAAUAACUGAGCCAGUCACAUAUACUAAGACAGUUACAGCCAAUGGAACAACGAUUACACAGGUUGUAACUUCUUUUCCGAAUACGAUUACAAGCAGUAGCAAUACUAUUUCCUUAAUCACCUCUUCGGCUCAAUUAGCUCUAACUAGUUCAGAGCCUUCCACCUCAGAUGAAGACAUUAUGCCACCACCAUUUACAACAAUUUUAAUUACCGGCUCCACUACGGAGACGGUAAUCAUCUCCUAUUUUACAACCACUGAUUCCCAAGGAGAUCCAUCAGCAGGGUUCACAAGAUAUCCGGUUCCUGUUUCGUCAUUACCAAGCCCUUAUACCACUACACUUAUCUCAGGUUCUUCUUCUGAAACUGACAUUGUUUCCUUCUACACCACUACUGACUCUUCUGGAAAGGCAGCAAUCGGUACUACCACAUACCCUGUUCCAGUGACCUCUGUCCCAGCUCCAUACACCACCACUGUUGUUUCUGGAUCACACACCGAGACCGAUAUUGUUUCCUUCUACACCACUACUGAUGCUUCUGGACAUGCAGCAAUCGGUACUACCACAUAUCCAGCCCCAGUGACCUCUGUCCCAGCUCCAUACACCACCACUGUUGUUUCUGGAUCUUACACUGAGACCGACAUUGUGUCAUUCUACACCACUACUAAUGCCAAUGGGGCUGCAGUUGUCGCCACCACUACUUAUGCAUUGACAACAGCACACACGAGCUAUCCAAACUGGAAUAUGACUAAACCUUCGCUAAGCAAUUCGAUUAACAGUAAUGCUUUUAUUACAGUAACAAUAUCGACUGAUAAGACAACAAUCGUAUCUGUUCAAAGUUGUCCAGGUGGAGUUUGUAGUUUCAGUGUAGAUAGUUCAAAAAUCAUCGUUAGCGAAGUGUCUAACGCGGCCACUAACAUUGUGAAAUCUGGAAGUGGAACAGGAAACAUUGCCUCCGUAUCGAAUCCUAUUGUUACUGAAUACCCCACCUCUUUAGGAGAUGAGACAAGCACUUCAACACUUAGGAAAACUAUUACAGAAAAGAAGACAUCAGUAAGUGCAUCAGAUGUUCAAGAUAGUGGCACAGCUCUGCAUAGCCCUGAGAUAUCCACCUACGCAGGUUCUGGUUCAAGAUAUUUAAUGAACAAUUUCGUCGUAUAUUUUGUAGGCUUGUUGUUCUUAGGGCUAGUUUGA